AUGGGGCUGCUUCAGGAGAUACUCCCAUUCAUCAUCGCAUACUGGCCGCUUGUCUUGUUUUCCGCAGUGACAGCAUACCUACUCAGCAACAAAUAUAAUAAAGGGCUUAACAAGUAUCCUGGCCAUUGGCUAGCAGCAUACACAGACUGGUGGCGCUUUUUCGACGCGCUUGGCCGGAAGACAGAGUACACUCAUAUACGUUUGCAUCGCAAGUAUGGCGAUAUCGUCAGGCUGGGACCCAACGUUCUCUCGUUCGCAGAUCCUCGUGCCAUCAAGAUCAUAUACGGAUUAAACAAAGGCAUGACAAAGUCCGAUUUCUACCCCGUCCAACAAGCCGUCUCCAACGGCCAGCGUCUCCCGUCCCUCUUCUCUACCACAGACGAAGAUUACCACGCCAAGUACCGACGAUGCGUGAACAGCGCGUUCGCGAUGAGCUCGCUGGUGUCGUACGAGCCGCUCGUGGAUUCGACGACCAAUUUCUUCCUCGAGCGCACGCAGCAGCUCUUCGCCGACACUGGCCGAAGCUGCAACUUCAACCAGUGGCUGCAGUUCUUCGCGUUCGAUGUUAUCGGCGAACUGACGUGGAGCAAGCGGCUCGGGUUUGUGGAGAAGAACGAGGAUGUGGAUGGGAUUGUUGGAUUUCUGGGACGGUUUUUGAGCUACGCUGGGCCGAUCGGCCAAUUCCCUCUUCUCGAUUUGCUCCUCGAGAAGAAUCCCCUCCGGCUCCAACUGCAAAAAUGGGGCAUCAGCCAGACCGUCUUCCCCGUCACCGCGUUCGCGCAGUCGCGCAGCCAGGAGCGUUCAGCCGAGAUGGCGAAGAUUGCAUCCGACGGCCUCACCGCUCAGGACCCCAACCGCGGAAUCGACCUCCUCACCAAAUUCACGCAAGCCCAGCACGCCCACCCCUCCUUCAUGACCUCCAAGCAAGUCCUGACCUCGUGCGUGAGCAUGGUUUUUGCGGGAUCUGAGACCACGGCCAUCAGUCUCAGCACCGUGUUCUAUUACCUGCUGAAGCAUCCGCGGUGUUACGCGAAGCUGAUGGCUGAGCUGGACGGCGCGGUACGUGACGGUGUGAUAGUCGAUCGCGCGAACGGAGCUGUGAGUUGGGCGGAGAGCCAGAAGCUGCCGUAUCUGGACGCGGUCGUGCAGGAGAGCUUUCGCAUCCACCCGGCUGCGGGACUAAUCCUCGAGCGUGUGGUGCCGAAGCAGGGCAUCGAUAUCCUAGGCGAGCGGAUCCCAGGCGGGACCAUUGUGGGGUGCAAUGCUUGGGUUCUGCACAGGCGGCCUGAGGUCUUUGGCGAGGAUGUCGAUGUCUUUAGGCCGGAGAGGUGGCUGGAGGCGAGCCCGGAGAGGGUCAAGGAGAUGAGGGCGACGAUGUUUCAGUUUGGUGCGGGAGCGAGGACGUGUAUUGGGAAGAACAUCAGUCUACUGGAGAUCUAUAAGCUUGUGCCGAGCUUUCUAAGACGGUUUGAGAUUCAGCUUGAGGAUCCGGCUAAGGAGUGGGAAACGCAUAAUGCGUGGUUUGUAAGGCAACUGAAUUUCAACACAAAGUUUAGGGCGCGGCGGGUCAACAUGAGUGUAUAG
Molecule: messenger RNA, 1584 nt
Organism: Coniosporium apollinis CBS 100218
Lineage: Eukaryota; Fungi; Ascomycota; Dothideomycetes
Exons: 4
Coding region: 1-1584 (527 amino acids)
Molecular function (GO): oxidoreductase activity, acting on paired donors, with incorporation or reduction of molecular oxygen; monooxygenase activity; iron ion binding
Source: RefSeq, a predicted model, not a curated record